AUGGGCACAAAAAGAGAAAAUAUUGUGGACAUCGGUGGUAACGAAUAUUCUCAACGAAAGUGGAACAAAUUCUACAGUAUCAUAAACGCUCUUAUUUACAUUGUUGAUUUAACUGCGUUUUGCAAGCCUCGGAAAGACUACCUAACAACUUUAGAGGAUGAAUGCGUUAUUGUAUUCACGAAACUUUGCAAUAAUUUUACGCUGAAGAAGUCUCAUUUUAUUGUGUUAUUCAAUAAGAAAGACGUGUUCGAUGCUCAAAAACAACCAAUGAAUAAUGGACUUCCAGGAGGUGGUGCUAAUACAACAGUUUUUAUGGAUCACACGUCACUGAGUCUAAUCAAAGCCAAAUUCUUAAAUCAUCUAACCAGAAAAAUUUAUCAGCAUACCGUAUCACUAAUUUAUCGAGAUACUUUCGAAGAAUCAGUUAUGGACAGUAUCAGCAAAAUUGCUGCAAAAAAUCUAUCUGUAGCACCAGUAUAA
Messenger RNA from Cercopithifilaria johnstoni, 480 nucleotides. The record is from the annotation of a GenBank genome assembly. Lineage: Eukaryota; Metazoa; Nematoda; Chromadorea; Rhabditida; Onchocercidae.